UUCCAGAAUUCGUAUGGACUGCAUAUGAAGAUGGCUCAGCUUGAACAGAGAGUUUGGGCCAUUGUGGAGGAAGUCUCAGGUGAUGCAGUGAAAAUCACUGAAAAAUUCUUCAGACCACUCUUGAAAAUUCAAUCAACCGAGGAUAUUGAGUCGUGUCUGAACAUUCUGCGAAGCAAAGGAUUAGCUGAAUAUAACAACAAAAUAAAGGAAUUUUUGGGAUCCAGACCACUUACAAAAAAAAGAAAGCAAACUGACCUGGAAGAUGAUGCCAAUGAGGAAUGUUCAAACACUUCUGAGGGACUCCUUGAGAAGUACAGCAAGGUAGUUGAUGAGCUUCAAAUGAUGAAGGACAAAUGUUCCAAACUGGAAACAGAAAACUCAGAAUUGAGGCGUCAACUGACAGAGCAUUGCUCGAAGUCCAAGGAAAAUUCAUCAAAGGACAAAGAAAUUGAAGCAUUCUGGAGAUUUGAAAACGGACGAGAGGAAUGGUUGCCGGCCAAAUUGAUCCGAAAAUAUGCUAACGGAGAGUGUUCAGUCCAGUACUCUGAUGGAGUUAGUAGAGUGAGGUCCUCAUGGGUGAGAGAGGUGGGACAGAUGUAAGGUCAUCCUAUUGCCACAUCUAGAAGCUAUACCUAUUUUCUCAAGACUAAAAAUGUCGUGAACUUAAAAUAAAUGUUGAUAUCAAUAUAUGCAACCAGAGUACAUAUUAAGGCACUUGAUGUUAUUUUUCUGAAUGAUUGAAGUCAGGUUUCUCAUACUAAGACAUUUCCCUGUCAAGUUAUGGAAUUAACUUAAA
Molecule: messenger RNA, 796 nt
Organism: Dreissena polymorpha
Lineage: Eukaryota; Metazoa; Mollusca; Bivalvia; Myida; Dreissenidae
Exons: 5
Coding region: 25-600 (191 amino acids)
Source: RefSeq, a predicted model, not a curated record